This is a messenger RNA of Pseudomassariella vexata, 1411 nucleotides long. RefSeq names its product serine hydrolase-domain-containing protein. Gene Ontology annotation, cellular component: nucleus; cytoplasm. The record is from RefSeq and is a predicted model, not a curated record. The transcript has 2 exons. Lineage: Eukaryota; Fungi; Ascomycota; Sordariomycetes; Amphisphaeriales; Pseudomassariaceae. Bases 85 to 1179 code for a protein of 364 amino acids.
CUCAAGUACAUGAAAAAUCUUUCCAACAUACGACUGGCUCUGUGGGUUACCUUCGGUGUCCACACCCACCUCAGGGGAUGCUAGAUGUUGGAGCAUCCUCAGUGGAGCUGGAGCAGAUGCGAUUACCAAUUGUUCACACCACCCAACUCGUCAGCAUUGACUCAUCAAUUCUCACCAACCGCGCAGACUUCUCAGCUCUCAGUCUCGAUCGCAUAUAUGCGAUUACGGCAUUAUUCAUUCAACAGCCGACCUCUGUUCAUAAAUAUUUAUCCCAUAUUUCAAUUCCGCAAAAGCUCCUGUCUGAUGUCGGCCACAGCUCAGCCGAGCUCAAAGGAGCCGGCCAAAGACCAGAAGGCGAAGAACAGCACCAAAGGCAAUGGAGCUGGGAAUGGCAAGAAGGAAUUGAAGAUUCUUAUGCUUCAUGGCUACACCCAAUCGGGCCCCCUCUUCCGCUCCAAAACAGGCGCCCUCUCCAAAAAUCUCAACAAAGCCCUCUCCCCAUCCCCCUUCAACCUCGCCCCCAUGCUCAUCUACCCCACGGCGCCGCACCGGCUCCGCCCCGCCGACAUCCCCGGGUAUCAACCGCCCGAGGGCCAGGACCUCGACCCCGACCUGGAGACGGACAAUUGGGGGUGGUUCCGCCGCGAUGAGGCGACGGGCAGAUACCUUGGGUUCGCGGAGGGCAUGCGGAGAGUGGCAGAGAGUGUGCGUGAGGCAGGUGGGAUUGAUGGCGUGAUUGGGUUUAGUCAGGGUGGGGCGAUGGGGGCGCUUGUUGCGGCUGCGUUGGAACCGGGGAGGGUUUUGCCUAAGGAAGGUGGUAGUGAUGGAGAUGCUGUGGUGAAGACAGAGGAAGAGGGGUGGGUUCAAGAUUUGCGAGAGGCGAAUGGGGGGAAGAGGUUGCAGUUUUGUGUUGUGUAUUCUGGGUUCUAUGCGCGAGAUGAGCAUUUGCACUGGAUGUACGAGGGGAAAAUCCAGACGCCGAGUUUGCACUUCCUGGGCGGAUUAGAUACAGUAGUUGAGGAGAGUAGUAGUACGGGGUUGGUGGAGAGGUGUGAGGGUGCUGUGGCUGUCACGCAUCCGGGGGGUCAUUAUGUACCCGUGAAUAAGGAGUGGAUUGGGGUGCUCGUGGGGUUCUUGAGGCAGGUGUUGGGUGCGAAGGUGGAGGAGGCUGAGUUGUGAGGACAUGGGGGAGGUUGAUUGCGAUUUCGACUGCCGUUUGCACGAUUUAAACAUAUAUUACAGACUAAGACUCAUAUAGAAGAGAACACAAGACCUAACUAUACUAACUAGCCUGGACACCCCGGCCUCUUUAAACCCUUCUCGUAUUUGACGCAGAACAAGAUUGGGAUAUCUCUUAGGAUACUAUUUAUUUCAUGUAGUGUCCCUUAUAUCACUAACAGGUCGGACACAG